Kwoniella botswanensis is the source of this 2625-nucleotide messenger RNA. RefSeq lists its product as uncharacterized. The record is from RefSeq and is a predicted model, not a curated record. The transcript is spliced from 13 exons. Gene Ontology annotation, cellular component: nucleus. The coding region runs from base 1 to 2625 and encodes 874 amino acids. NCBI's taxonomy places the organism in Eukaryota, Fungi, Basidiomycota, Tremellomycetes, Tremellales, Cryptococcaceae. Gene Ontology annotation, biological process: regulation of DNA-templated transcription; DNA-templated transcription. Gene Ontology annotation, molecular function: zinc ion binding; DNA binding; DNA-binding transcription factor activity, RNA polymerase II-specific.
AUGCCACCCGUCGUUGGAUCACAUGAUCAUCACCAGCACGAGGGGAAAGAUGAGAGUCCAAGGAACGGCAAUCAUCAGCAUGGGAGAAGAAGAGCCCCUGGUCAGCCACUCCGACGAGGCGAUGCUUGUUUGAUGUGUCGAGCGAAGAAACUUAGAUGCUCCGCCCAGAAACCUGUGUGUGAUCAAUGUGCCAAGCGCAAAGAUCGAUGUGUCUACGAUGCUGUACGUCCUGCUUCGAGGGUUGAGAAGCUCGAGAAGAAGCUUGCUGAGAUGGACGCUGAGGACUUCCGUGAAGCAAUGAGACGAACCGCUUUUAAAAACUACGGUCGAUCAGACUUUGAGAAUUUAGCUGAAUCAUUGGCUUCACCUCCCUCAAGCAAUACGAUUGGUCAAGAUAAUGGUAUACCCAACUUCUCAGGGUUCAACUUGAUUGGAUCAUCCCAAUCAUCUCAUUCCAAAGAUCCAAAUGGUCAAGCUGAGACUCUCAGCCCGACCUCUUUUGACCAGAUGCUCAAUCACGACUCUGAACUCCUUGUCGAUAUCAAUGAUAUGCCAUUAUCUGCUUGGCCGUGGCCUCAAUCGGGAACGAGCUCAAUUCUCAACUUCAAUCAUAACGGUCACCAAACGAUGUUUCAACCUAGUCAGCUACAACAAACUCGUUUGCCUGAUAGUACUCUUCCUUGGCAUCUGAUCGGAUCGUCGAACAACUUGUCUUUCACCAAUCCAUCUGAUUCGCCUCCUAUCAAUGGACUGUUUGAUUUCUCCGAUCCCUCUACAGCCAACGGGUCUGCAGCGUCCUCUCGAGCCCAAUCGCACGAUUCGACAUCUUCGCCUACUCCACCACACUUCCUCAAGUCCAAUACCUCUCCACCCGUUAGGGGACUCAAUAAUCUAAAUAUCAAUCUACGCAAUGGACAUGACAGCUCUGUAGCAAUUGACGGUCUAUCAACUGUCAUACCACAUGCAAUGUUACCUGCUCACGAUCACAUUCAGUCAGGCGUGCUCUCCAACCAUGGUCUGGGUAUAAGUCUUCCAAAUGGAUUUGGCUCCAACUUUGGAACUUCUUUACCUGAAAGUCAGGAAAUCACACCAGCUUCCGAAGUUAUUCGCAGUGUGUUGCAAGUCAAGAGAGCUGUUACGGCUGAGAACAAAUCUAUCAGAGCUAAAGAAUUGAGCGAUGGAGCCAGAGAUUACCUACUCGACUUAUUCUUCAGUACAGAUCCACCAAGGCCAUUGUACGGAUCUGAAUUUUUCACGGAAGAAGAGUUUAGAUCGAGAUUGGCAUUACAGGGAGAAGAUAGACCUCAUCCUUCUCUGGUGUUUUCCAUGUGCACCAUAGCCGCCUCUGAAUCCUACGUACCAAGUAUCCGAAAACUUGCAGAACCCCUGUUCAAGAUCGCCACUUCCAAACUGGAGAUUGCCAUACGGCAGGAAGAUAGAUUGAUUUCCGCUAUAAGAGCAAGCAAGAAUCUGUCAAAAUGGUUGUUCGCCCAAGGUCGAGUAUUUGAAGGGUAUCAGUACUCCUGCAAAACUAUCUCAUUAUGUAUAGCUUGCGGAUUACAUCAGAUACCAUCUUCAAUCUUCACUCGGGCACCGGAAUCACAGAUGGCUCAAGAUGAAAAAGCUAGAUAUUUACUUGAGCCACCUAAAAGCCAAGGGGAAUUGGCUGAGAGGAUACACGCUUUCUGGUCAGCUUGGGGUAAUGAUAAAGGUGGAUGUCUUACUCAUCAUUGGUCAUCGACUAUAAGGGAUGAGGAGAUCAUCACCCCGCUUCCCAGACCCAGCGAAGACUUCUUGUCGGAUGCAUUGCUCAAAGAACCUGAUAUGACGUUAAGAGAUCUAUAUGAUCUGGCCUACAGGGACAACGCAUCUCCUCCUAAGUCUAUAUAUGGCUAUAUCCUAGCUGCCGAGCAUCUUAUCUACCGAGCCAUGAAUAUUCUGUCUCAACCACCCGAAGCUAUGUUGUCGUCCUACAGAUCUCUGGGUCUAUUUGGCCAAUCGCAGGUAUGGACACCACGCGAGCAUUACCCUACAGCUUACAAGGAGAUAAUGGAGACUUCCCUAUGGCUCGAGGAGAAGAUACCUGAAGACUGGAGGAUGAAGUUUUUGAUUACUGGUAAAUGGGGUGAACCCGAUAUUCCUAUCGUUGCCCUAUGCUUGAAAACCGCUCGAAUGCAUUUACACCCUCUCGAAUCAGACUUCGAUCGACCCAUCGGACUUUGCUUGGCAUUCGAUUCAGCUCAAUUGAUCAAAACUUUACAAGUUUACUAUAAGAACGUGGUCACUUCUCCCGAUCCUACUUCGCCAACUCAACCCUGUACACUCAACCAAACGAAUACUGGACAUUCGACGUUCUCAGGGAUAAAUAACCAGAUACCUGAUAGUAAGGAUAAUUCAAGGAAUAGAGGUGGGAUUAGCGGACCGUAUGGGAUGAGUCCAUGCUAUGGAGUUGUUCAAAAGUUGGUAGAGGGGUCGAUAAUCUUGGAGAAAAUAGGUCAAAUGGAAGAAUCGAGGAAAUGCAUGCAGGAAGUAACAAUUUUGUUGGAUGGGUUUAGAGGGUUGGCCGUUCAUUGUAAGAUUAUUGCUGCGUAUGUUGAGAGAUUGGAAAAGCUCUUACCGAACUGA